This is a messenger RNA of Pogoniulus pusillus (Red-fronted tinkerbird), 3194 nucleotides long. RefSeq names its product solute carrier family 35 member A5 (gene SLC35A5). Gene Ontology annotation, cellular component: Golgi membrane. Gene Ontology annotation, biological process: pyrimidine nucleotide-sugar transmembrane transport. The record is from RefSeq and is a predicted model, not a curated record. Bases 960 to 2243 code for a protein of 427 amino acids. The transcript has 7 exons. Gene Ontology annotation, molecular function: pyrimidine nucleotide-sugar transmembrane transporter activity. NCBI's taxonomy places the organism in Eukaryota, Metazoa, Chordata, Aves, Piciformes, Lybiidae.
UUUGCUGAUUCCCCUUAGCAUAUCCUCUCGUUUUUCAUUUUUUAAUAAAAAAGAUAACUGUAAAACGAGAUCACAGCAUCAUAGAAUGCUAGGGGUUGGAAGGGACCUCUAGAGAUGGUUGAGCCAACUCCCCCUGCCAGAGCAGGAUCACCUAGGGCAGGUCACACAGGAAUACAUCCAGGUGGCUUUUAAAGGUCUUAAAGGAGGAGACUCCACGUCCUCUCCAGGAAGCCUGCCUCAGUGCUCUGUUGCCCUCAGCAUAAAGAAGUGUUGAGGUGGAACCUCCUGUGUUCUAGCUUGUAUUGAUUGUUCCUUAUCCUGUCAUUGGGCACCACUGAAUAAAGACUGGCACCUUUUUCUUGACACCCACCCUUCAGAUAUUUAUAGAUAUUGAUAAGAUGCCCUGUCAGCAUUCUGUUCUCAAGACUAGACAGUCCCCAGUCUCUCUGUCUUUCUUCAUAGGAGAGAUGUUCAAGUCCCACAGUCAUUCUCCUAGCUCUCUGUUGGAUUCUGUCUCUCUUGAACUGGGGAGCCCAAAGCUGUAUUCUAGUUGUGGUCUCACCAGGGCAGAGUAGAAGUGGGACAUAACCUCCCUUCACCUGCUGGAUGCACUCUUAGUGUACCUUAAUGCACUCUUAAUGUACUGUCGCCCUUAUCGUCUAUGAAGGCACGUUGCUGUCCCCUGAAUAACUUGCUGUCCACUAGGACUCCAAGGUCUCUCUUGUUGGGAACUGGCUGAAGGAGAGGGGAUGUGAGCCCCUAGAAGCUUGUACAAUCAAGCCUUGGAUGUGAGGUCUGAGUAUUGAAACACAGUAAGCUGCAGUGGUGUAUGUGAAGAAGCUCAAAGGAAUUUGUCCUUGAGCCUUCUGAUAAACAGCAACUUCUGUGGGACUGUGUCCAGAAUGGGAGGGAGGUUGGCUUCAGUGGAAACCACAGGGCAUUGACAGCAAGACAGCAGAAUGAAGACCAAGUGCUGUGGUCGACUUGUGCUUUGCUCCAAGACAACCAUCUAUACCUUUCUGCUUGGAGGAAUCUUUAUAGCGUUGGGCUCAAGUCGAAUCCUUCUGAUGAAGUACUCUGCCAAUGAAGAUAACAAAUAUGAUUACCUUCCUACGACAGUGAACAUAUGUUCUGAAGUAGUAAAACUGGUCCUGUGUGUGAUUUUGGCACUGUGGGUUAAGAAAAAAGAUCAUGCCUUUGAAUGUCUUUCCUGGAAGAAUUUUUGUAACUCCAUGAAAUGGUCGAUCCCUGCCUUUCUUUACUUUUUGGAUAACUUGAUUGUCUUCUAUGUACUGUCCUACCUCCAGCCAGCAAUGGCUGUGCUCUUCUCCAAUUUUGUCAUUAUAACAACAGCUCUUCUUUUCAGGAUAGUCCUAAAGCGGAAACUCUCUUGGGUACAAUGGGCAUCUCUGGUCAUUUUAUUCCUGUCCAUCGUUGCGCUGACUUUAGGAACUGGAGGCCAUCAGCAAAGCUUGGCUGCACAUGGAUUCCAUCACAGUAUGUUUUUCAGUCCAUCUAACCACUGCCUUCUCUAUGCCGAACCUGAGGAAGCGUGCCAGGAAAAGGGCAACUGUGAAGCACCACGUUUCCUUCCCAGCUUCCAGUGGAAUGUCACCACUACCAUGGCAGGAGCAUUGAAACCUCUCCACCUCAGCCUGGGUCAUCUGCUUAUUCUAGUGCAGUGUUUCAUUUCUGCCCUGGCUAACAUCUACAAUGAAAAGAUCUUGAAAGAUGGAGAUCAGCUUGCUGAAAGCAUCUUCACACAGAACAGCAAACUCUAUGCCUUUGGGGUGCUGUUCAAUGGGCUUAUGCUGGGGCUGCGGACUAAGGACCGGAGGCAGAUAGAGAACUGUGGUUUCUUUUAUGGGCACAACAUCUUCUCAGUGGCUCUCAUAUUUGUCACAGCAUUCCUGGGGCUGUCUGUAGCCUUCAUCUUAAAAUUCCGAGACAAUAUGUUCCAUGUUAUGACUGCUCAGAUCACCACUGUCAUCAUCACCACCGUCUCUUUCAUCAUUUUUGACUUCAGACCUUCUCUAGAGUUCUUUUUGGAAGCUCCUGUAGUGCUUCUCUCCAUAUUCAUCUACAAUUCCAGUAAACCAAGAGGCCUAGAAUACUUCACUCUGCGGGAAAGGGGCAAACUUGUCAAAGGAGAUGCAUGGGAGAGGUCAAGCGGGGAUGGAGAAGAAUUUGAGAGAUUGAACAAACCAAGUAGUGACAUUGAUACAGAUGAAGAUUCUCUCUAGCAUGAAGCUGGCUCAGAGGAGAGCUAAAUUACUCAUAGUGAGAGACUGUUAAUAUCUUAUUAAUACAGAGAAGGGUCAUUUUUCUCCCCUUGCAAGCCAAUUGAGACUGUUGUAGGGCUGGAUUUCACAGGUGAAUGAGGAAAACACUGAAGCCCUAUAUAUAGUGAGUUGCAUUCCAUCCUCCUAUCCAUCAGGAGUUCAGAAUCCUGUUGAAAGGACCAACUGUAACUGAUGCAGAUAAGAGAGGCUUGGACCUUGGUCUUGGUGACAGGUGCUGCGUUGUGGAAGGGCAGUCUUGGACUCUAAUCAUGUCUUGUCUCGAGUCACUGUUAACUUCCUGUAUGAAUUCCUUGCUUAGCAGAGCAGAGAUGAAACUGUUCACCUCCCAGAAGCAAUAUGAGCAUUGAUUAAUGUUUUUGCUGCAUCUUCCAGCAUACAAAUGCUCCAGUAAGUUUUAUUUUCAUAAAUAAUGAGUCAUAUUGGCUGGUUUACUGUAUUUUGGUAAUUCAGAUCAACACAUGCCUAGCUGAGUAAAAGACUUCCUCUGAAUCAACCUCAUCAAACUUCCACUUGAGAAUGUAUAAUAAAUCAAAUCCUUUGGGUUAAGGGUAUGUUGAUCCGUCAGACGUCUAGCUUGUGAUUUGAGUUUGAAUGGUCUUAAUUCUGUCUUCAGUCCUGUUCUUACACCAGUGUAAUGCUAUACCGACUCCUGUGGAGUCCUGUCUUUGUGAUUUUUCUCUGAUGUGGCUGAGAGCAGAAUACAUUUCACUGAUUUCAGCCACUAGUUGUCCUCACGUUUUCAGUGUGAGACCUUUGUGUGCCUGUCUCCCAGCGUCUGGGGAAAUGACAUGUGGAAUGCCUUCAUAGCAGAUAGCAAAUUUUACAUGGAAUUUGUGUGGCUUAACUUUGAAAGAGCUUGAAUAAAACAAAAACUGUGUUACAUGUUGUGAA